Scomber scombrus (Atlantic mackerel) is the source of this 1676-nucleotide messenger RNA. It is a transcript of the gene nop53, whose product is annotated as NOP53 ribosome biogenesis factor. The transcript has 12 exons. NCBI's taxonomy places the organism in Eukaryota, Metazoa, Chordata, Actinopteri, Scombriformes, Scombridae. The record is from RefSeq and is a predicted model, not a curated record. Gene Ontology annotation, biological process: ribosomal large subunit assembly; rRNA processing. Gene Ontology annotation, cellular component: nucleolus. Gene Ontology annotation, molecular function: 5S rRNA binding. Bases 42 to 1421 code for a protein of 459 amino acids.
AAGUGUUUUUUUAUGUUUUUUCCUCUGCCUAACCCUCCAACAUGGCUGCUAGGAGGCUAAAACGUGUGGCGGCCUCUCAGCCUGGCUUUUUGGGUUUAAAGGGCGCUCGGGACACCGCAGAGCUGCUCGGCGGUCGCAGAAAACGCGUGAACAAGAAUAAAAAGAAAAACUGGAACAAACACAUCGACGUUAAUGAUGUGGAGGACUUUUUAGAAGACGUCAGACACCAGGAGAGGACCACGGGGGGUCUCCUGUCUGAGAAGCCAGAUGACAGUUUGUUCUUCUUGGAUGUUGGACAGCCACAGAGAGCUGAACCAAAAGAAGAAGAAGAACCUGUCGAGGGGAAGAGGAAGAAAAGGCGGGGUCCUCUGAGGAUAGACCUGAUCCUGCAGCACGACUCUCUCGUCCCACCGCCUAAAGAUGUGUUGUCUUACCAACAACCAAAUGCCAAGAAACUCCGUCGCAUUGCCCAGAAGGCCGAGCAGCUGGCAGCUAAAGGUGUGGUGCCACGGAGGCAGAAACGGCUGCUGAACAGACAGCCGGUCAACAGGACGACCAAAAAGGCAGUGACAGAGGCUAACAACAACCCAGACAGAGAGUAUUACGACAUAUGGGGGCAAGAGCCCAAAGAAGUAGGAGACGCAUGGUUCCUUCAACAGACUGGCAAGAAGCGUGUCAAGCGACCAGAGAAGUUGAAUGAGAAGCCGUCUGUGCUGCCUGCUGUGGAGGUGAUCGCUCCCGGAGGUUCCUACAACCCAGACUUUUUCUCCCACCAGGCUUUGCUGCAGGAGGCCCAUGAGGUGGAGGUAAAGAAACAAAAGGCAGAAGACAAAAUAGAGAGACAGCUGGCUGUCAACAGAGAAGACACAGCUACAGAGGAGACGAUCUAUCAGGAGCAGGUGGAAGGCCUGGUAGAGGAGGACGACGAAGAAGAAGCGGCUCCUAUUGAGGAAGAGGAAAUUGCGUCUGUGGGAGCCAUCACGGUGGCAGAAAAGAAGACUGAGAGACAGAGGAGAAAAGAGAGGGCAGAAAAAUUGAAGUGGCAGCGGCGGCAGGCCAACAGACUGUACAAUAACCAGCGGCAGCAGCUUUUCCAGCUUCGCUCCAUUAAAGCGUCCAUUAAACAGCAGGAACAGACGACCAAAGACAAUCAGAAAGAACGCCUGGCCAAGAAGGAAGCAGAGAAAGCUCAGCCCAGACGCCUCGGCAAACUCAAAUUUCAAGCUCAGGACCUGGAGGUUAAGCUGAGUGACGAGCUGGCUGGCUCCCUGCGACAACUCAAGCCAGAGGGCAGCAUCCUCAAGGACCGCUUCAAGAGUCUGCAGAAGAGGAACCUGAUCGAACCCAGAGAAAGAGCCAAGUUCAAGAGGAGACACAAGGUGAAGUAUGUGGAGAAGAGGGCUUUUAGAGAGAUCUCUUAGUGCUACAAACCACAAGAAGAUGGACAACAUUUGAAAGCUACAAACACAACAUAAUGGAACUCUAUAUACAACCUAAUGACUGCUGAUGGUAUGCUUGACCCUCACAGAUGGUUACAACUGCAAAUUACUAUGUCUCAUCAAUGAUAUAAACUGAAACAAAAAGUGCUGGUUAUCAGUGUGGUGUAUUUUUCUGUACUGGUUCUAUCUUGCAUUUUUGUAUUACGUUUCACAAUUAAAUUAAACCAGUAAUAUUUC